Messenger RNA from Triticum dicoccoides, 1130 nucleotides. RefSeq lists its product as uncharacterized. Gene Ontology annotation, cellular component: nucleus. Gene Ontology annotation, biological process: protein desumoylation; proteolysis. The coding region runs from base 82 to 849 and encodes 255 amino acids. The transcript has 7 exons. Lineage: Eukaryota; Viridiplantae; Streptophyta; Magnoliopsida; Poales; Poaceae. The record is from RefSeq and is a predicted model, not a curated record. Gene Ontology annotation, molecular function: deSUMOylase activity.
UUGAUCAUUUUGCGACCAAAAAGUCUCCUGGAACUCCCAAUCAAGGAAAACGAAAGGUUCCCUGUGUCAAACGAAGAGUGCAUGCAUUACAACUCAAUAAUCGAACUUGCAUAUACAAAAAGAAUUCAGAGGAAGUAUGCGUUGACGUACUCGAUGGUUCAUUGCAAUUAUGUAUCACUUGGACAAAGCCUUAUGCCAACCGGGCACGUCGACAACUUUUUGAUCCCUUGCUUUUGUCGGAAGUUCUUCGAGGACCGUCAUCCCUCAAUCUCUGGAAGGCACCAUUUCUUCCCGAAUAUUGGUGAGAACAUACUGAACUACCAAGACGAUAAACUAAGAUCAAUUGCCACUUCGUUUCUGGGGGCAGCAUCAGCAAGUAGGGGUAAACGUCUAGAUUUGUCAAAUACGCUGUUCUUCCCCACAUGUCUCGACAACCAUUGGAUAGUGUUUGCUGUCGAUUUCAAGUGGAAACUUUUUGCUUUCUUGGAUUCUUUUUAUGACAAGGACUCGUAUCUUCACAAGACUAUCAGAGAGAAAUUUAUCAAGAACUUCAUCAAGUUGUGGGAAAUCAUUUUCCAAACAGACCAGCAUAAUUUCAAGAUUUUCAAAAGGAUGUACCCUCAUGUGCCCAAACAGACUAAUGGAAAUGAUUGUGGAGUGUUUGCAACAAAGAUAAUGGAGAUAUGGGCACCACCCUUGGAUCUGCGCAAGAUUUUCUCACAUGACGACAUCCAACACAUAAGAAUUCAGUACAUGAACCAACUUUUCUUUUGGAAGAAAAACACUGCAGACAAGAGCCUUGUCACUGGUUUCAACUUACAGGGUGACUUCGUCAGCAAUCCUCCAUGACAGCGGUGGCGUUUCUCUGUUUCUAGGCUUGUUGGAUGGGCAUCAAGAGAAGAAGAGAGCUCAUUUAAAACAAUUUUGUAGCAUCAUCUAGAUCAAUUUUUGUGUAGUGUAGUGGUCGGUUGAACUGUUGAGAAAGUUGUCGUUGGUUGUACGAGCAUAUCAUAUUUGUUGUAAAUGGUGGCCACUUCCUUUUUCAUGUAGAUACAAAUGUUUGUCUUCUAUGUCAGAUGUAUACAUUCAGAGACAGACUAUCAUUUACCUUGUCAGUUUGUUUGUUCUUC